Messenger RNA from Pygocentrus nattereri (red-bellied piranha), 1406 nucleotides. RefSeq names its product serine/threonine-protein kinase SBK1. Lineage: Eukaryota; Metazoa; Chordata; Actinopteri; Characiformes; Serrasalmidae. The record is from RefSeq and is a predicted model, not a curated record. The transcript is spliced from 4 exons. Gene Ontology annotation, molecular function: ATP binding; protein serine/threonine kinase activity. Gene Ontology annotation, biological process: peptidyl-threonine phosphorylation; peptidyl-serine phosphorylation. Bases 28 to 1047 code for a protein of 339 amino acids.
ACGCGCUGGACAGUGCAAGGCAUUGGGAUGAUUGAGCUGGGCUCAGUGGCUGAGGGCAGCAGCCCUAUUGAGGAGCUGAUGGAGCUGACCGCGCAGAGCCUGUGUCAGCUGGACAUCAAGGAACACUUCAACGUGAUUAAAGAGAUUGGCCGGGGCAAGUACGGCCGGGUGCUGCUGGUCACUCAUCGCUGCCGAGGGACGCCCAUGGCUCUGAAAGUUCUGCCCAAAGCGUCCACCAAGCUGAAGGGUUUCCUGCGGGAAUACUGUAUCUCCCUGCACCUGUCCCACCACCCAUGCAUUGUGGGCCUGUUUGGAAUUGCCUUCCAGUCAGACGAACACUAUGGGUUCGCUCAAGAGUUGGUGGUCGGACGAGACCUGUUUGCUGUCAUCCAGCCUCGGGUGGGUAUCCCAGAGUGUGCAGUGAAGCGUUGUGCUGUCCAGGUGGCCAGUGCUCUGGAGUUCAUCCACCAGCUGGGCCUGGUUCACCGUGACAUUAAACCUGAGAAUGUGCUUCUGCUGGACAGCCACUGUAGGCGGGUCAAGCUGGCUGACUUUGGCCUGACUCAGAAAAGGGGCACCUUCAUUCGCUUCAUCAAGGGCACACUGCCCUACAUGCCCCCGGAGCUGUGCGCCAUGGUCCUGGAGGAUGGUCAGGAAGAGGUAAAAGCCCCCCCGCUUAGUGUAGAGCCUAGCCUGGACACCUGGGCCUUCGGAGUGCUGCUUUUCUGCAUCCUCACAGGCUUCUUCCCCUGGGACUGUUGCAUGCACACAGACGACUUCUAUCAGGAGUUUGCUGACUGGCGGCAGGACCCGGAGAAGACCCCUGUUCCCUCACAGUGGAAGCGGUUCACACCAACAUGUAUGAAGAUGUUUGGAAGGCUGCUAGAACUGGAUGCUAAUGAAAGGUGUUUGCCAGAAGAGGUCAAAGGGUUUUUGGGUAAAGAGUGGGUAAGGUCACAGGGCCUGAAUGGACUGAUGGAAGACAGUGAGAAAAUUAGCACCACGUCAGCUCUGAGCCCCUGUAAAAGCAGCCCAGUGCUGCAGUAAUGCUGUCAUGUGACAACUGGUGAGAGGUUUAAGAAUUCUGCUAACCCAAAUAGCUCAAAUUGUUAAGACAGAAGGCCAGUGGGGCUUCCAGUCACCCUGUAAAUGAAGUACUAAAUCAUACUGUCUAGUUUUCAUUUACUGCUAGCAUUUGUGUAAAUCUGUGUGAAAGUGUCCUAAAAACUAACAAGCUAACAAUGAGGUUUUCAAGCUAAGACCUGAAAGUUAAAUGGGGUGACGAGGGAACGACUUUUCAUAGAAUUAUUUCCAUCAAUGCUAACACUGUUAAUAAGGCUGACAAACAGGGUUCUGUCUAAAGAAGACAGAUUGAGCAGUUAGCAUGUCAAGGACAGCCCAUUGGU